AUGUUUGCAUUAAAAUUGUGGGGUUUAUUGGUAACUCAAAUAGCUCUAGUGACGAAUCAAACAUUUCUCAUCGUAAAUUGUAAAAUGAUUGAAUUCUUUUUAAAAUUUUUACCGAUGACUACUGAUUGGUUGAAUGCAUGUGUUGCUACUGAACGUGCUAUUAAUAUUAAUAUUAGUGCCAUGCAUGACCCAUGGAAUCGUCGUCUGAUAUCUGAUGAAGAGGAACAACGUACAUGGUGUGUUAUUAGUUAUACUCAUCGACCGUGGUUAAAUAGUAUGAAUAUGGAUCUUAAUAUUUCACAUUUUAUCAUACCAUUCACAAUUAAUUUUUUAUCUGUAUUUAUUGUUAUUCUAAAAGCAGCACGUAAACGGAGUGUAUCAUAUAGACAUAAAUCUUAUCGUUGA
This is a messenger RNA of Rotaria sp. Silwood1, 405 nucleotides long. Lineage: Eukaryota; Metazoa; Rotifera; Eurotatoria; Philodinida; Philodinidae. The record is from the annotation of a GenBank genome assembly.